Melanotaenia boesemani (Boeseman's rainbowfish) is the source of this 9075-nucleotide messenger RNA. It is a transcript of the gene otogl, whose product is annotated as otogelin-like. The record is from RefSeq and is a predicted model, not a curated record. Gene Ontology annotation, molecular function: alpha-L-arabinofuranosidase activity. Gene Ontology annotation, cellular component: extracellular matrix. Gene Ontology annotation, biological process: L-arabinose metabolic process. Lineage: Eukaryota; Metazoa; Chordata; Actinopteri; Atheriniformes; Melanotaeniidae. Bases 416 to 8173 code for a protein of 2585 amino acids. The transcript has 57 exons.
CUUUAGAUUGAGGGAUUUCGGAUAAGUGACCCAGAUUUAAAUCAAAAAGCUCUGCUAAGUGGAUCGUUUGCUUUACAGUUUAUCACUCCAUAAAGCAGACCUGUAGCCUGUUAGCUACCAGUGCUUCCACAGUCUUGUAUGAGGUAAAAACCUCCACGAUGGUGCAGCACACCUGCAGACUGUAGACUGGGAUGUUGGCGUGACAGAGAGCAGUGCAGGCUAACCUGCGCACACAGGUGUUCAGACAGGCUGCUCGUCAUCUACUCAGGGGGGCUGUCGCCACCAGAUAGGAUUUACAGUUACGACCAGGCAUCGUCUCGGUGCUGUCUUCCAGACUUCCUAAAUCCUGCCCUCCUCUCGGGACAGUUGAGAUGCAUCGUUAACAUUUAGGUGGGACUUCUUUUCGGACUCUGAGAUGAACGUUAAGUGGACAUUGAAACGAUUUCUUCUUUUGUCGUUUUCAGUCUCCCACUUGCUGUUUCUUGAGGGAGCUCAGAGCCGACUUUCAGUGGCAGAGGGAAGAUCACAGAGAAGGGCUAAUGCACUUCGGAGGAAACGGGAUCUCCUCGGGGAGGAGGUUUGUACACUACACCUAAGAGAACCAGAGGAGACAUACAGACCAUUGCUGUCAGAGGGUACCCUGUCACGCAGCAUUUUGCACAACUACACAGCCAGAGAUGCCUCCUCAGAAUAUUGUGGCUGCCUCAAUGGUGGCUGGUGUCAGGAGGGCGAUGUGUGUGACUGUGCUCAGUUCCAGGCAUUGGGAGACCGCUGCCAGAUCAUACCUAACCAGGGCCAGGAUAGAGAUGGGAUCUGCCGGUCAUGGGGUCAGCACCACUAUGAAACAUUUGAUGGAAUCUACUUUUACUUCCCUGGAACCUGUUCUUAUAUUCUGGCCCAGGACUGCCACUCGGCUCCACCACAGUACACAGUGUGGGUUCACAACAGCAGAGCAUGUGAGGGAAGUGUGUAUUCAUGUCCAAGAGCUCUCAGUCUGUUCUUCCCAAAUGAGGAGGAGAUUCACAUCUCUGGAUAUCAGGUUCACCAAGGAGGUCGCAGGUUAAGUUUGCCUCAGACUGUAGGUGGAGUGUUUAUUGAGCGGCUGGCUGAUUACCUACUUGUGAAGAGUGUGUUUGGCUUCUCUUUGGCCUGGGAUGGAGGCUCAGGUGUCUACCUGAAGAUGAGCGAGGAGCAUCAGGGAGCCCCAUGUGGACUGUGCGGGAACUUUAACCACAUCGCUGGCGAUGACCUCACCACUGCUCGUGGCAUUCAGACAGACGAGCCUGCAGUGUUUGCUAACAGCUGGACUGUGGACCUCCCUCAUGAGCGAGCUUGUCCUGCCGUAGACCUAGACUUCAAUGGCCCCUGCCAGUCUGAGUCAGACAUGGAUGAUGCCAUAGAGAAGUGCAGUGCACUUCUCUUCUUCCCUUUUCUGUCAUGUCAUGAAAACAUUGACCCCAAUCCCUUUGUUGCCAGCUGUGUCUCUGACCUCUGUGUGUCUGAUGAUGAAGAAACAUUUUGUCGUGCCUUAGUUGAAUAUACCCGAGCCUGCUCACAUGUCGGGUAUCCAGUAAGAGAGUGGAGAGACAGCUUCCCUUCAUGUAAUGAUGGCUGUGAAGAGAGUUUUGUGUAUAGAGAUUGCAUCAGUUGCUGUCCGCCCACCUGUACAUUUGAGAAAGAGUGUCUAGGAACAAACCUGCAUUGUCUGGAUGGCUGCUACUGUCCUGAUGGUCUUAUCUUACAGAAUGGAACAUGUAUUUCUGUUUCUCACUGUCCAUGUGUUUACCAUGGAACAUCAUACAUACAAGGACAAGUGCUUCAGCAAGGUUGCAGCGUUUGCGUGUGCAUGGGAGGAGUGUGGAACUGUACUGAGAACAACUGCACAGCCGAGUGUUCGGUUGUAGGAGAUGUCUUUGUGACCACGUUUGACGGCAGGAUGUUUCUCCAGCCAGGGGCGUGUCAGUACGUGCUGGCAAAAAGUCGCAGCAGCAGAUUUACCGUCACACUGCAGUAUACUACCUGUGCAGAGCACCAGGUGUGUAUCCAGUCUGUGACAGUGGUGUUGGAUGAAGACGUGAGUCAUCUGAUAACCUUAACAAGAGAAGGGGAAGUGAUAAUCGGUGUGAACCCAUCACCUGCCCUGCCCUAUGUCGAUGAUACAGUCGAGGUGCGCAGGCUGACUUCUGCAUUUACACAGCUGAAGGCGGGUGUUGGUUUGAGGCUGCUUUAUGAUGGUCGAGGGGGGCGGGUCUAUGUGCAGUUGGAGAACCAGUGGCGUGGUCAGACAUUGGGUCUUUGUGGAACCUACAAUGGAAAUCUGCGAGAUGAUUUUUUGUCUCCAGCAGGUAUGAUAGAGGGCACUCCUCAGCUUCAUGCCAAUGCCUGGAAAGUGUCAUCUGCAUGUGUUGCUCCUGUUAAUCUCCCCAUCAUAGACCCAUGUGAAAUGAACCAACACAAUGUAUUCUAUGCAUCCCAGUGUGAGGUGCUUUUGGGGAGUGUCUUUGCUCCGUGUCAUGGCUACAUCAGUCCAUACAUCUAUCAGCAGCAGUGCCGCUACCAGGCCUGUCGCUGUGGGGGCAGCUGUCUGUGCACUACAUUGGCUUACUACUCUUACCUUUGCUCCAAACAUGGAGUUGACAUUCAUUUCAGAUCACAUGUCUCUGAAUGUGGAGUGGUGUGUCUUGGAGGUAUGCUGUAUCACUCAUGUGUGUCGUCCUGUGGCCGAUCCUGUCGUGCCCUGUCUACCACUGACACAUGUGACUCUAAUGAAUGUGCAGAAGGGUGUGGCUGCCCAGAUGGUAGUUACUAUGAUGAUGUGCGGCAGCGCUGUGUGCAGCUGUCACAGUGUCACUGUUACUCCAUGGGUGGUGUUUCACAGCCAGGGGAGGUGACCUUCAGUGCAUCUGGUCCUUGCCUGUGUAGAAAUGGGAAGAUGGAGUGUGAGCCAGAGGAAAAAGAACCAGAUAGUGUGGAGGUUGGGGAGUGUCCAGAGGGAAAAGUGUAUCACAGCUGCACUGAGCAGAGAGGAGGCGUGGCCUGUGCACCAACCUGCCGUAACCUGAUGUUGAACCUCACCUGCCCACCCAGCACACCCUGCAUACCUGGCUGUGUCUGUCCUCCUGGGCUGGUGCUUCACCAAGGGGAGUGUUACUAUCCAGAGAACUGCCCUUGUGCCUGGCUCGGACUUGAAUACCUGCCUGGACAAACUGUGGAAACACCUUGCUACAAAUGUGUUUGUCACCGUGGCUAUUUCAACUGCAGCUACUCUCCAUGUCCAGCUGUGUGUACUGUUUACAGUGAUAGACAUUACCACACCUUCGAUGGUCUUGAGUAUGACUACCACUCUGACUGUCAGGUCUAUCUGUUAAAAAGUACUGGAGAAACCGAGGUGUCCAUUAUUGCCCAAAACAAGGACUGCUAUGAGAGCGGCAUUGUGUGCAUGAAAAUACUGGUUAUUCAUGUGGGACUUACCAAGAUCUACUUUACUGAUAACUCUGGCAGUCCGAGCCCUUCCACUGUUGUGGGUCGAGGGUCAGAGUUUGAGCUGUGGAAAGCCGGCUACUACACUGUGGUCCACUUCCCUAAUCAGGAUCUUACCAUCCUCUGGGACCGCAAGACGACUGUACACAUCAGAGCUGGACCUGAGUGGAAGGGCCUCCUCAGUGGCUUGUGUGGAAAUUUUGACACUGUGACAGUGAACGAUAUGACCACAUCCAGUCACAUGGAAGUCAAUAAUGCACAGGCGUUUGGCGACAGCUGGGCCUUGGGACAGUGCGAAAGUGACUACAUAGUUGAGCGACCGUGUGAAGGAGACUUAGGGAGACAGCCGUAUGCUAAAAGGGAGUGCGCUCUCCUCUACAGUGAUGUCUUUGCACCCUGUCACAACGUGGUUGAUGUAGCCUGGUUUUAUAGGAACUGCCUGACAGACACUUGCAAUUGUAACCGUGGGGGAGACUGCGAGUGUCUCUGUACGUCCAUCGCUGCAUAUGCACACAAAUGCUGUCAACAGGGUGUCACGAUACACUGGCGAUCACCCUCUGUCUGUCCCUAUGAUUGUGAAUACUAUAAUCAAGAGCUAGGGGAUGGCCCAUUUUCUUUGGUUAGUGCUGUCUAUAACAACACCAUGUUUGGAGUGAAUCGCACCAGCAGCUCAGUCUUUCCACUGAUAAGAGAGAGACUGAGGCAGUUGCCUGCCCCAGGCCUACUGUUCAACUUCAUGAUCACCAUAGGGCUGCAGAAGGACAGGACGUCACGUGUUCCUGUGGUUUCACUGGAGUCCGCAGAGAGACCAAACUACUUCCUUGCGGUGUCAGGGCGCAGCCGUCUCCAGCUGGAGCACUGGAGUCGAGGGGUGGAGUUUAGUCGUAGAGCAACCUUCAUCCAGCACCAAGGGUUGUUUCUGCCAGGUUACACCUCGUUUGAGCUCGUCAGCCAACCCGGAGUCUUUCUGACUCUUACACGCACUGCUGCACGAGCCCAGAGAUACGACACCUCAGAGAGCUUCAGAUCCAGCAGCAGCUUUACACUGGAGGAGAGUUCCUUUGUAAUACCUUAUCGUAUGAUGUGUGAGUGGCGCUACCAGGCCUGUGCGAGCCCAUGUGUCCACACAUGCAGUGAUCCAGAUGCCACACGUUGCCAGUUCCUGCCUCCUGUGGAGGGAUGCUUCCCACGCUGUCCUAGAAACAUGGUACUGGAUGAAGUCACUAGAAGAUGCGUCUACACAGAGGACUGUGUGUCUCUUCCUCCAACUCCAACUCCCUUUGCAUAUGUGACACGAUCCAACAGAACUACAACUCCAGCAACAACUACACAAACAACAACUACUACAGCUUCCACUACUACCCCAAGGCCGACAACUACAACAACCACUACCACCACUACCACCACCACCACCACCACCACCACUACCACCACUACCACUACCAGAGCAACAACUACCUCCUCCACUACUAUCAUGCCCACAACAACUACAUCAAGCCCUACUACUCCCACCACUCCCAGCACAACAGUAACCACUGAGCUUGUCACCCCAACUCCAUCCACAUUUCCUCCAACCACUACUGUCUCUACCACUCUCGCUCCUUCAACCCCACCAGAGACGACCACUCUCAGCACGACUGAAAUGACCACAAUGGUCACCUCAUCAACACCCACCACAGUCCCCUCCACUUCCCCAUCCCCUACUACCUCUUCUCCCACCACCUUGCUAUCUACUACUACUACAUUCACCACUGUUACUACCCCCUCCCCAGAAACGUCCACUCCACCUCCUCUGACGUCCCCCACUACUGUCAUCACAACUGCCCCCACCACCGUACCUGAAACCACCACCGAAUCCACAACCACAGCUCUGCCAACACCAACAGUCACUCCAGUGGACACUGAAACAACCGCAGUGCCCUCUUCUACAACCAUGGAGCCCACUACUGAGCCUGUAAGCACAGAAAUAGUCACAAGCCCCAAAACCUCGCCAACAACAGAGGAAGUAUCGACCACACUUCCUAUCCUCUUGCCCACUACUCCAUGCACACCCCCGUUCUCCUAUCGUAUUGAUGAGUGCGCUGAGCUGAUCUGUUUCAACGGAGAGCUGCUUCUUCACAACUCCUCCCUCCUCUGUCGCUACAACACCACUCCACCCCAGUGCAGUCUGCUGGGCCUGCCCGUCCUCAUCAACACAGACCCCUGCUGUCCACAGUGGCAGUGUCCAUGUCGCUGCACUGUGAUGUCAGAUCUGCGCGUGAUCACAUUUGAUGGUAACAAUGUGGCCUUGUAUGAUAAUGGAUCUUACAUCUUGGUUAACCUGCCAGGAGAAACUAUUAUUGGCACUGUGGAGAAAUGCCCAACCAGUCAGAGCGUGAACUCUAUCAGACGAACUAGUCCUACAGGAGGAACAUCUGGUCUUUGUUUUAAGAAGCUUAACAUUACUACCUCCUCCUACAGAAUCAUUAUCAAUCGACUUGAUCGCAAGGUGACAGUAAACUACAGACCUGUGAAGCUCCCAUUCUCACGUCAUUCACUGUAUGUGGAAGACACAGGCACCAUGUAUCUGAUCCACACACCUGGCUGGAUCAGUAUACAGUGGUAUCAUAGCACAGGGAUUUUGGUGCUGCAGUAUAAUGCUCCUAGUAAUGCAUCUGUGCCUACUCGAGGCCUGUGUGGUUGUUGUGAUGGGAACCCAGAGGAUGACCUGAAGCUGCCCAACGGCACAGUGGUCAGAGAGGUGGGAGACAUGAUGCUCUUUCUGCAGGCAUGGAGAGUCCACACCACAGAUGAGACUGAACACACACGCAGGGUUGGCGACAACUGCACCACCGGGGACUGUUCCACCUGUCUUUCUAUGCUUCGCCAAAGAGCUUUCACACCAUGUCAUAGCAAGGUGCCUCCAGAGCAGUUCUGCGACAUCAUGUGGGCAGGAGACUUGCACUACAAAGAUCACCAGUGUGACUUUCUGGCGGCCUACGUAGCGGUCUGCUACACACAUCAAGUCUGCAUCAGCUGGAGACGACACAAUUUCUGCCCAUUGCGGUGUCCCCCUGGUAAAGAGUAUCAGCCUUGUGUGAGCACCUGCACCAGCCGCACCUGUCUGAACAGAGAGUACUACGAGGAGACUACCUGCUCUUUCAUCAGAGAGGAGUGUGUGUGCCGCAGCGGAACCAUCUUGCACCGCGCUGACUCCCCUUUCUGUGUAACUGAGGAUCGUUGUGUCUGCACAGAUAAUGAAGGUAACCCUCGGGCCCCAGGAGAGGUGUGGAAUGGCUCUACUCGUAGCUGUUGUCUGUACAAGUGUAUGGAGAAUGGCUCUGUGGUAGCAGUUGAACCAGACUGCAGCGCUGUCUCCACACCACUGUGUGAGAGGGAGGGAGAGUAUGUGCUGGAUGUACUAGAAGAAGGUGCCUGUUGCCCAAAGAAGAUCUGUGAGUGCAACAUGACCAUCUGUGACAGCGAAGCGCCACCUUGUGAUAAUGGCAACAGACUAGUGAUUGGUUAUAGCGCACUGUCCUGCUGUCCAGAGUACCGUUGUGAGUGUGACCCCAUGGCGUGUCCUCCUGUCUCUGCCCCCGACUGCAGGGAAGAUCAGUUCCUUGUUGAGGUCAGGGGUCAAAAAUCCUGCUGUUACUCUUACCUUUGUGUGUGUGAGUCAUGCAUUGAGCCCAUUCCAACUUGCUCACAUGGAGAAAUUCUGGCUGUGGAUCUAAACACCACCAACAGCUGCUGUCCGCAGUACCAUUGUGUGUGUGAUACUAAUCUCUGCCCUGAAUCAUCUGUGAGCUGUGCACCUGGUCUCUCUUUGGUCCAAACUGCCAUUCCUGGCCAUUGCUGCCCCCAGCAUCACUGCGAAUGCCAAUGUGAGGACAGCGCUCUCCCCAUAUGUCAGGUGGGGGAGGUGCUGGUUGAAGUUCCAGACAGCAGCACCAACUGUGGCUGCCCUCAGCACACAUGCCAGAAGGCUGAGGUGUGUCUUUUCCAAGGGAUGACAGUACUGGGCCCAGGCCAGUCUCUGGUUCAGUAUUUUGAGGGAGAGCUGUGUUACACUGUCCAGUGCCAACAUCAUAAAGAUCCUCUCACUGGCUUUUAUGCCAUGGAAAUCACCUCAGUGAACUGCUCCCAAAAAUGUGGUUCACACCAAGUGUAUGCACCAUCUAUAGACCCUCAGGUGUGCUGUGGCUCCUGCAAAAAUAUCUCAUGUACCUUCACAAACGAAAAUGGGACCGCAGAGCUUUUCACUGCAGGGAGUUCCUGGGUGGAGAACUGUACACGUUACGACUGUAUGGAGACAACAGUGGGAGCAGUGAUACUUGCCUCUGGGGUGAUCUGCCCUCCCUUCAAUGAUACAGAAUGUAUGCAGAGUGGGGGUGUUGUUCAGAGCUACGUGGACGGUUGCUGCAGAACAUGUAAAGAGGAUGGCAAGACAUGCAAACGUGUGGCCAUUCGGACUACUAUUCGUAAGGACGACUGCAGGAGUAAUGCACCAGUUACAGUGUAUUCUUGUGAUGGCAAAUGUCCGUCUGCCACCAUUUUCAACUUUAACAUCAACAGUCAUGCCAGGUUUUGUAAGUGCUGCCGUGAGAGUGGACUACAAACCCGUACCGUCACACUCUACUGUUCUCGCAAUGCCACAGUGGUGGAGUAUAACUUCCAGGAGCCUCUGGACUGUUCCUGCCAAUGGAACUAAACCAGCUAAAAUAUGAAUAAGAGCUUGAAAAAAUAAAAAUAAUGUGUGAAUUAAAGAGUGGGAAAGGGGCAUCUGAAUUUUGCAAUACUAACGGACAAGCAUGAAAAGCAGCCAUGUUUCUUUUUAUAACACUCUUUACAUCACUGACCUUGAGUCAUAGUUGGAACUACAAGAUACUGAAAAUACUGAUAUCAGUGGAAUAUUAUUUUAAGUAGUUAUGUCAGCACUGUAGUAAUCUAUUUCUAUUAAAGAAAAAAAGAAAAAAAAAUCUUGCUGUGCCAACUCAGUUAUCUUAAACCUUUCAACUGAUGGUACCUUUGGUCUUUUAUCCUGUUGUAUAUUAACAGUUGAAACAGUAGCUGUUGCCUUUUUAUAUUAAGUAGAUGUUUUAUUGUAUUAUCCAAUCAAUUUAGCUAUGUGUUUUGGUUUAUUAGACAUUUUGAGUUGAUUUAUGUGUUUUUAAGUAAGGUGAUUUAAUAAAAGAUUUAAUAGUGUCACUGUCUACAUUAUUACAACACUUCAUGACCUAUAAUGUGCCCUUUUCACCUAAGUCACCCUCACACUUUCUCUUUGUCAAAUUGUUAUUAAUAAACACAUCCUUGUCCUAAUUCAGCAUCUUUAGUGCUGACAUGUGUUUAUAUUUCAGUUCCUGGAGGUUAUUAUUGAGUGGGAGUCGUCCUUUCUAGUGGAUUCAGGUCAUUGUCAAGUCAUCUCUCCCUUUCACAUUCCUGUCAUUCCACGUGAACCAGUGCUUCCAUCGCACUCCACUUCUGAGCUAAACCAUCCUCACCACAGAAAUGCUGUGAUAAACUUGAAGCACAUGCCGGCUGUAGAGGGUGGAUAAAGUUCAGCUAUCCCUUCCAUGUUCUGUUAAUCCAUUGCAGCUAGUACGACCUAGACAG